Messenger RNA from Botrytis byssoidea, 1911 nucleotides. RefSeq lists its product as uncharacterized. Gene Ontology annotation, cellular component: late endosome membrane; ESCRT II complex. The transcript has 3 exons. Bases 1 to 1911 code for a protein of 636 amino acids. Gene Ontology annotation, molecular function: phosphatidylinositol-3-phosphate binding; ubiquitin binding. Gene Ontology annotation, biological process: protein transport to vacuole involved in ubiquitin-dependent protein catabolic process via the multivesicular body sorting pathway. The record is from RefSeq and is a predicted model, not a curated record. Lineage: Eukaryota; Fungi; Ascomycota; Leotiomycetes; Helotiales; Sclerotiniaceae.
AUGUUUUUAAAACAUUUAGACCUCACGACUGCUUUGAGGCCUUCUUAUUUGCCAGAUGAGGUCAACCUCUUUGUCCAAGACAAUGUUGGGCUUUAUGAGGGGAAAUACAAAAUUCCUGAUCAUCAGAAUGGUCAGGUCUACUUGACAUCUCAUCGAAUAUGUUAUGUAGACAAUAAUGACCCAAGAAGGAAUUCUACAGCAAUAGAUCUCAAAGACGUUGAUCGUUAUGAAUUUUACGCUGGUUUUUUGAAAUCAUCCGCCAAGAUUACUCUUGUCCCGAAGCCUUCGAAACGAUCCUCAGUCCAAAAUCGAGCUCUAACAAGUCUACAUUCUCCAUCCAGAAGUGCAACAUCAUCUCCAUUAUCACGAACCGAUAGUCCAUUCCAUCUGCCAGCUUCCGAACCUACACCCGCAAGUAGCGCGACAUGGAUCUGCCCUAUCUGUUCUUUCUCGAAUCCUGUCCCCUCGAAUUUCGAUCCAGUCACAUCCAAUGCAAACACUCCUUUGCCACCAUGCUUAGCAUGUGGCAUCAAACCUCCGUUCGCUCUUAUUCUUAAGGCAGCUAUAUCGAGUGCGGGCAACAGACCGACUCCCUCUACUACAACCCCGGUUAAAACACUCUUACCAGUGAGAGGUCGGCCAGAUGCCCCUCGUCCGCAAUCUGAUUCUUGGGAUACACCCUCGAGUCAUUUCGGAGUUGAAGAUGAGUCUCCCUCUGGUGGAGCCAAUGAGGCAUCUUUUGCUUGUCCUAGAUGCACGUUCUUGAAUCAUCCAUCGCUCAUGGCUUGUGAGCUUUGCGGGGCUCCACUACUGUCACAAGACCUCCCAACUGGAUUAAGUCCCUCACAACGACGUAAACUGUCCCCAGGCCCAACAUUGAAUAAUCUGCCAGCGCCUGGGACGGAAACCAAUGAGAGCAUCAAAUUGUCAUUUCGAGGUGGUGGAGAAAAAGUGUUUCUCGAACGUCUCAAAGCAUCCAUGACACAGCGUAAAUGGCUUCUUCAAAACGCUCCCCCGAUACCCAAAACCAAUCGUCAUGUUAGGACAGAUAGUGGAUCAGGGUCGGGUAGUUCUACACCCAAUGGCGAGCGGACGAAAACGGUUGGAAUCGCAGGCCUGGAACAAAGACGUCUUGAAGUCCGUAAGAAUAAUGAACUUGUCAUAGGAAGUGCUUUUGAGGAUCUCGACGCAUUGAUGGCAUCGGCCAAAGAGAUUAUUGCUCUUGCCGAAUCAUUUGCUAGCAGUAAUAAUGCAAAUGGAAAUACUGAAUCUAAUGCAGUUGCAAGUGCCCUUGGUUUAGUAACGACGAAAGAUAUGCUUGGUGGUGGGAGCAAUUCCGAGUCAUUGUAUAUUUCAGAGUUGUCAAGGAAUCUUGCAGAGUUUCUCACAGAUGAUGCUAGAGGAAUCCUGCGCAAGACUGGAGGUAUUAUUAGUCUGGUUGAUUUAUGGGCUACUUUCAACCGUGCUCGGGGUGGUGUUGAACUCGUUAGUCCGUUGGACUUCGAAAAGGCUGCAAGAUUAUGGGAGAAGCUGAAGCUUCCUGUACGAUUGAGACAGUUUCGUAGUGGAGUACUAGUGGUUCAAGGCAGUGAUAGAACUGACGAAAAGACUAUCAAAACUUUGCUGGCAUGGUUGAGAGAUUUGCACGUAUUUCCACCGGAGAAGGAAGUGCCAUGGGACUGGCAAGAAUUUGGACAGGGUGUCACAUCACAGGACGCCGCAGAACGUUUUGGAUGGAGCAUAGGAGUAGCCGAAGAAGAACUUGAAAUGGCUGAGGAAAGAGGUGCUUUAUGUAGGGAAGUAAGUAUAGAAGGCGUGAAGUUCUGGGAGAACUGGAUCGACCCAGCGCAGUCGCCAGCACCCAAUCUACAGCUAGCCGAUGUUGGCAAUCUUGCUGCCAGCUACAUAUAA